AUGGGACCCUGCAGGGAGACGACUGGAGCUAACGACCUAACCUCUAGGAAGGCCGAGGUCAGUACGCCCAAGUACCUGGCCAACAAGAUGAAGGCCAAGGGUCUGCAGAAACUGCGAUGGUACUGCCAGAUGUGCGAGAAGCAAUGUCGUGACGAGAACGGCUUCAAGUGCCACACGAUGAGCGAGUCCCACCAGCGGCAGAUUAUGCUGUUUGCGGGGAAUGCGGGCCGCUUCAUCGACAGCUUCUCGUCGGAAUUUAUGACCGGAUAUCUGCAGAUUCUACGGCGCCAGUUCGGUACGAAACGAGUUGCGGCGAACAAGGUUUACCAGGAGUACAUCUCCGAUCGGCACCAUCUGCACAUGAACGCGACCAAGUGGCACUCGCUGUCGGAUUUUGUCAAGUUCCUUGGCCGGAACGGACACUGCGUGGCGGACGAAACCGAGAAGGGUUGGUACAUCAGUUACAUCGACCGCGACCCGGAAACGCUGGCCCAGCAGGAAAAGAUGGCCAAAAAGCAGAAGAUGGACAAGGACGACGCGGAACGGCUGGCGGAAUUUAUCGAGGAGCAAGUCAAGCGCGGUCACAAGGAGGAAGAACCGAGCACUUCCGCGUACUCGGAGUUGAAACGCGAAAACGAGGAGGAACCCAUCAAGAUAGCGCUGUCUCUGGGGUCCAGCUCAAAAAUGGAUAUCAAGCCAAUCAAGCUGGAGAAGCGACCGCUGGAGGUGGCCGAUGAGUUUAGGAAGGAAAAGAAGCACAAACCGGGAGAGUUCAAAAAGCCGUCCGCGCUGGAUGAACUUAUAAAAGAGGAGGAGAGAAAGAAAGAGAAGAACAACCGGAAGGACUACUGGCUGGCGGAGGGAAUCGUGGUCAAGUUGGUGGCGAAAUCACUCGGCGAGAAGUACUACAAGGAGAAGGGUGUCGUGACGGAAGUGAUUGAUAAGUAUCGGGCCAAGAUUCGGCUGUUGGAGACCGGGGAUAAGCUGAAGGUGGAUCAGGCCCACCUGGAAACUGUCAUUCCGUCAAUCGGGAAGCAGGUGCUCGUGCUAAACGGCGGCUAUCGCGGAAACACGGCCACCCUCAAGGAAAUCGAUACCGACAACUAUUGCACGACGAUCGAAAUCGCGUCCGGCCCACUGAAGGGGCGCAUCGUCAACAACGUUCAGUACGAGGACAUAAGUAAGCUAUUCGGUUAAGUCUGCACAGAAGUGCGUGAGGAAGGAACUAGGUUAGUUGAAAUGAAAGAAAAAAUAAACCAAUUUCGAACAAAAAAA
Messenger RNA from Culex quinquefasciatus (southern house mosquito), 1275 nucleotides. It is a transcript of the gene kin17, whose product is annotated as DNA/RNA-binding protein KIN17. Bases 1 to 1197 code for a protein of 398 amino acids. Gene Ontology annotation, biological process: DNA replication; DNA damage response. NCBI's taxonomy places the organism in Eukaryota, Metazoa, Arthropoda, Insecta, Diptera, Culicidae. The record is from RefSeq and is a predicted model, not a curated record. Gene Ontology annotation, cellular component: nucleus. The transcript has 3 exons. Gene Ontology annotation, molecular function: double-stranded DNA binding.